AUGCCAAUACCCAUCAAAACCUCGCACUCUCUGCUCCUCGCCACGGGCGAAGCGCCCGCCACAGUCCGCGUCCAAAACAUCCAAUCCACCGUCCAAGGCCCCAGCGACGCCUGGGGGCGACAAGACCGCCCCCAGCCCAUCUCCAUAUCCGUCACAGUCGGCAUGGCCCAGUCCUUUGGGCCGACGUCGACGUCGGACGCCCUCGCCCCCGACACGGUGCACUACGGCCUCCUGAGCAAAGCCGUCCUCGCGACGCUCGCACGCCUCGGCGCCCAAGGGAGCAGCGGCCGGCCGCUCACGCUGCCGAGCAUCCUGGCCGCCAUAUGGGCCGACCUCACGGGCGUCGACACCAUCCUGGCCGCCAUAUGGGCCGACCUCACGGGCGUCGACACGUCCGGCCGGCCCGGCUCGCCCGGCGGCGACGCGCAGGGCCCGCCGUUCCUGAGGCUCGGGUCCGUAAAGAGCCUCGAGGUCGAGCUUCGCCUGCCAAAGGCCACGCUGCAGGGGGCCGGCGUGUGCCUGACGGCCGCGGCCGUGUUUGCCCGCGGGGCCAUGGCGAUGCGCGGCAUGAAGCUGGCGCUCUGCGACCUGCGCAUCCCCAUUCUCAUCGGGGUGAACCCCAACGAGAGGCGCGCCAAGCAGGGUGUCGUUGCCAACGUCGAGGUGGAGCGGCUCGACGAAGCCCGUGAUUGCUACUGCCCCCUGGAAGACGUGAUAGCCAAGGCAAUGACGAACUCGUCCUUUGAGACUAUCGAGGCACUGCUGGCGGAUAUGGCCCUGCGUAUCACGACGUACUUGGUCCAGAAUCACGACCCGCCGGCGGAUGGGGAGGGCUGGCAGCUCAGGAUUGCGGUUGAGAAGCCCAUUGCUGUGGUGUUUGCGGAUGCCCCGUGUGUGGAGUUGCGCAUAAAUACAAAUGACGUCUUGCUCGGAAAGGACGUGGUUGCGCGGUGA
Molecule: messenger RNA, 954 nt
Organism: Metarhizium acridum CQMa 102
Lineage: Eukaryota; Fungi; Ascomycota; Sordariomycetes; Hypocreales; Clavicipitaceae
Source: RefSeq, a predicted model, not a curated record